Molecule: messenger RNA, 1295 nt
Organism: Aspergillus uvarum CBS 121591
Lineage: Eukaryota; Fungi; Ascomycota; Eurotiomycetes; Eurotiales; Aspergillaceae
Exons: 2
Coding region: 1-1116 (371 amino acids)
Biological process (GO): positive regulation of mating-type specific transcription, DNA-templated
Cellular component (GO): nucleus
Molecular function (GO): DNA binding, bending
Source: RefSeq, a predicted model, not a curated record
AUGGACAACCCCAAUACUCCUCUUCAGCGCGCAUUCAACACAUUCUUGACCACCAUGCCCCCUCAGCAGCUCUCAGAGUUGCUUCAUCAUCUUCAGGACACCAUGCCCCAGAACAUCAACGUCCCUUCCCAUGAGACUGAGACUCCUGGAGAGUCCUCUCAGUCUGCUCUCGACAAUGCCAAUGCAUCUGUCGACCAUGGAGAACGUGGCACUCAGGUCCCAGCUUCACGUGCAAAGCGGGCUCAGGACUCAAAACGAAGACCACUGAACAGCUUCAUUGCAUUCAGAAGCUUCUACUCGGUCAUGUUUCCGGAGAUCACUCAGAAAGCGAAGUCGGGCAUCCUUCGUUUCCUGUGGCAGAACGAUCCUUUCAAAGCGAAGUGGACCAUCAUCGCCAAAGCCUACUCCAUCAUCCGUGACACUCAUGAGAAUGAAAACAGUGUCUCGUUGGAAACCUUUCUAAAUCUCAACUCGGGGAUGAUUGGCAUUGUUCAGCCGGAUCGCUAUCUCGAUGUGAUGGGAUGGCAGCUCGCUGUCGAUGAACAACAACAGUACACCAUGACCAAGGUCAAACUUUCCACUACCACCGAAGAUCAACUUUCCACCAAUUAUUCGGUCGAUGAUAUCAUCAAACACUGUUACGACACCGGCUAUGUCACUGGCGGCAAUCGAAACAACGGCGCAGACCAUGGCCGUAACCCAGCUGUUAUGGCUUUUGCUGCCCAGCCGAAUUUGGUUGUCCACGAUAACAACAGCAUUCAGAUCAACGACAGCCACACCAUCAUCACUGGGGAUCGUGAUGGAAGCACUUCCAUUAAGUCUGCUUCUCCAGACAACGCCACCGAAAUUUCAUCCUCUGAUUCCAGCGACAUUGCCACCACCAUCGAAGACAGUCAGUCUGAGCACACCGAAUCACUUCCUGUCCUCGACUUCAUGCAGGAUGAAAUCAACUGCCACCAGUUCCAGCCGGAUGAAGCUUUGCUGUCACUCUGGAACGAAGAUGGAUCAAUGCGUCAGUAUGGUGUGGCAUUCCCUUCUUCGCUUCCCAACUUCGAUCCACUAGUCUACGACGAAGCUUAUGAUGGAUUCGAUUUUGAUCGGUUCAUCAUGCUCUGAUGUACGACAAUUUACAUCCACCAUGCACACAAACGGUACGAGGAACUUUAAAUAUGCAGAAGCACAAUAGCAGCAUCGGGUUUUGGGAAUUCAUUGUCAUUACGACUGCAACUUUGAAGGCGAAGCAUUGAUGGCGAAUGUUUACUGUCGAAGGACUUCCCGCAAUCAUCUUUCCUGUG